AUCCAGACUUUAAGGACCUGGGAGUUUUGAAACCAUUGCCAGUUUGUGAGUUUGAGAUGGGAGGACCUGAAGGAAUUGUGGAAUCUGUGCAAAUUGUGAAGGAAGGAAAAGCUUCUGAUACGGAGGCAGUUGACUGUAAAUGGUACAUCCGAGCACCACCACGAUCCAAGAUCUAUUUACGAUUCUUGGACUAUGAAAUGCAGAAUUCAAAUGAAUGCAAAAGGAAUUUUGUGGCUGUCUAUGACGGAAGUAGCUCGGUGGAGGAUUUAAAAGCUAAAUUUUGUAGCACUGUUGCUAAUGAUGUGAUGCUGCGUACGGGUCUUGGGGUAAUCCGCAUGUGGGCAGAUGAAGGCAGUCGAAACAGCCGAUUCCAGAUGCUUUUCACAUCUUUCCAAGAACCCCCCUGUGAAGCCAACUCAUUUUUUUGCCAUAGUAAUAUGUGUAUUAAUAAUACAUUGGUCUGCAAUGGACUCCAGAACUGUGUGUAUCCUUGGGAUGAGAACCACUGUAAAGAAAAAAGAAAGGCUAACAUUUUGGACCAACUUAACAAUACCAGUGGGACUAUAAUUGGGGUGACCUCUUGCAUUGUGAUCAUCCUCCUUAUUAUCUCUGUUAUAGUACAGAUCAAGCAACCUCGUAAAAAAUUUGUCCAAAGGAAAACAGACUUUGAUCAAACAGUAUUCCAGGAGGUGUUUGAGCCUCCUCAUUAUGAGUUAUGUACUCUUAGAGGGACAGGGGCUGCAGCUGACCUUGCAGAUGUUGCAGAUGACUUUGAAAAUUAUCAUAAACUGCGGAGAUCAUCUUCAAAAUGCAUUCAUGACCAUCACUGUGGAUCACAACUGUCUAGCACUAAGGGCAGCCGUAGUAACCUCAGCACAAGAGAUGCUUCUAUCUUGACAGAAAUACAACCCCAGCCUGUAAAGCCCCUCAUCCAGCCCAUGAACAGGAGAAAUAUCCUUGUCAUGAAGCAUAGCUACUCACAAGAUGCUGCAGAUGCAUCUGAGAUAGAUGAAAUUGAAGAGGUACCAACUACAAGUCACAGGCUGUCAAGACAUGAUAAAUCUGUCCAGCGACUGCUUGAGAAUAGUGCGCUCCUGAGUGAUUUUGAACAUGCUACAAUGAAAUGUGAAACUAUGGACCAUGGAAACACCAGCUAGAUGUUUUAUGGACUCUCUGACCACCUUUUCUCAUAUCAUGAUAAAGUUCAGCAAACUGUAUUGAGUAAAAUUACUAGAUGGCAAUAAGACUCUAAUUAUCAUCAUUAUUAGUCAUUUUUCUUUUUCUUUUUUUCCUCUUUUUAAAUUUGGUUAUGAAGUAAGAUACCCAAUUUCAGGAACAGUUUAUUGAAAUCAGGUAUUUAACCAUUCAUAAUCACUUCAAUAGAAAUGUUUGUUGGAUAUGCAUCUAGCAAAAUGAUUGAAUUUGACCAGUGAGAAAAUAAUCUGCAUGUAUGUUACUGAAUAUUUGAGUUGGCAAAAAAAAUCCCUUUUAUUAGAUACAUUGUAAAAAGCAUGCAUUCACAAUUACUGUUGUUACUGUUCCAUUUCUUUGUGUCAUAUGCUUGCUACUUGUAACUUUUUAUAUAAAGAUACAUAAAACAAUGUAUAAUAAUUUCUUACCUUGAGUUUUAAGAUAAUGUUUUCAUUUACUGAUGAAGCAAAACAAUUUUACACAGAAAUUUACCAACCUGUUUCUACAAGAUUAUACUCAAUAUUCAGCUUUCGGGAACUAAAAAUCAAACCAAACAAAUACUUUAGAAUCACCUCUGCCCUCCAACA
Molecule: messenger RNA, 1778 nt
Organism: Chelonoidis abingdonii (Abingdon island giant tortoise)
Lineage: Eukaryota; Metazoa; Chordata; Testudines; Testudinidae
Source: RefSeq, a predicted model, not a curated record